AUGUGUAAUGUUCCGUAUCAGAAGGAUCAGUUAUGCCUCACGGUGCCUUGCCUGAAAGCCGCCGUCUCCAUGGUGGACUCCCGCAAUCCAAACGUGAACCCUUGCGAAGACUUCUAUGAGUACGCUUGCGGGGGCUGGGCGAAGGCAAAUCCUAUUCCAGAUGGCAAAUCAAUGUGGGGAACGUUCGGGAAACUGGAGCAGCAGAACCAAUUGGUUGUGAAGAACGUGUUAGAAAAGCCACAAACCGAAUUGGAAAGCGAAGCAGAGAGGAAGGCUCAGAUGUACUACAAAUCAUGCAUGGAUGUCAACGACACAAUCGAGACUUUGGGAGCAAAACCAAUGUUGGAUUUGUUGAAGAAAGUGGGAGGAUGGAAUAUAACAAAAGGAUUUAAUGUUGAGAAAUGGUCCCUGCAAGAAACGUUGCAAACUCUACAAAAUCGAUAUAACAUGGGAGGCUUAUUCACAUGGGCAGUAGGAGAAGACGACAGAAACUCUAGCAGACAUGUCAUUCAGAUUGAUCAAGGGGGUUUAACUCUUCCAACCCGUGAUAAUUAUUUGAAUAAAACUGGAAAUGCAAAGGUCCUUGCCGCUUACUUGGAAUACAUGACAAAGGUGGGUGUUCUUCUUGGAGGCGAAGAAAAAACCACUCGAGAUCAGAUGAAAGCGGUGAUAGAUUUUGAAACAGAGUUGGCAAAUAUUACUUCACCACCAGAAGAUCGACGAGAUGAGGAGAAGAUAUACCAUAAGAUGGCCCUUGGUGAAGUUCAAAAGAAAGCUCCAUUUCUUAAUUGGCAAAAAUACUUUUCUGAUGCCAUGCCUGAAGGUCGCAAAAUAAAUGACAGUGAAAUGGUAGUUGUUUAUGCACCAGAUUAUCUUGAAAGACUUACUAAAAUAAUUGAGGAGAAGAAUUCCACAAAAGAAGGCAAAAUUAUUUUGAAUAACUAUCUCAUUUGGCAAACUGUACGUAGUCUCACAGCCUGUCUCUCUAAAGCCUUCCGAGAUGCUUAUAGAGGUCUUCGCAAAGCCCUAAUUGGAUCAGAUGGAGGAGAAGAACCAUGGAGAUACUGCGUCACUGACACAAAUAAUGUGAUUGGUUUUGCAAUUGGUGCCAUGUUUGUCAGAGAAGUUUUUCAAGGGCAAUCCAAACUAAUGGCCGAAAAUAUGAUAAAUGAAGUGAGAAAUGCCUUCAAAAAGAACCUCAAAAACUUGAGUUGGAUGGACGAUGAAACUCGAAGAGCUGCUGAUGAGAAGGCUGAUGCAAUUACAGACAUGAUAGGUUUCCCUGACUACAUUCUGAAUCCUCAACAGCUGGAUGAGAAGUACAAGGAUCUCAAUAUUACUGAAAAUGAAUAUUUCCAGAACAACAUUAAUGUGAAUUUGUUCAAUCUGAAGAAGAACCUUGAGAAGUUGGAUCAACCUGUGAACAAAACUCGAUGGGGAAUGACUCCACCUACAGUUAAUGCAUAUUACACACCAACAAAGAACCAAAUAGUUUUCCCAGCUGGAAUAUUACAAGCUCCAUUUUAUGAUAUCAAUCACCCACACUCUUUGAACUAUGGUGGAAUGGGAGUAGUCAUGGGACAUGAACUGACCCAUGCAUUUGAUGAUCAAGGAAGAGAAUAUGAUCGAAUUGGAAAUCUCCAUCAAUGGUGGAACAAUCAAACUAUAUCGAAAUUCAAGGAAAGAACAGAUUGUGUCGUUAACCAGUAUUCAAAGUAUGAGAUUAACAGCAAACAUUUGAAUGGAAAACAAACCUUGGGGGAGAACAUAGCUGAUAAUGGUGGUCUCAAAGCAGCUUAUCAUGCUUACCUUGAUUGGGCAGCAAAUAACCUUGAAGACCCUCCUCUUCCUAUUCUCAACCUUACACACAGGCAACUAUUCUUUCUGAGCUUUGCCCAAGUAUGGUGUUCAUCUAGCACAGAAGAGGCCACUAAACUGCAGAUUGAUAAAGAUCCACAUUCUCCUCCCAAAUUCCGUGUCAUUGGUCCUUUAUCUAAUCUCCGUGAAUUUGCAGAGGAGUUCAAUUGUGCCCCAGGUACUAGGAUGAAUCCAAAGAAGAAGUGUGAAGUUUGGUGAAAAUUCCAAACCUCACAAAUGAAAGUUUCUUACAGAAACAAAUGAACUUAAGUAUAAAGUGCUUUCAAUGGAAGUAACUAAUUGUGAGAAAAGAAAAUUCUGUUUGUUUCUGUUCAAAUACAUAUAGUCACAGACUUCAUAAAUGUUUGUUCUUUUACCAAAUGAUCUAGGGACCUAUCAUAAAUACAUAUUUCAGCAAAUUUUAUUUUACAGACCAUAUAAAUUAACAUAUGUUUAUUUUAUUUGUAAAAUAAUUUAAGAUUGACUGAGUGCAUGGUAGCCUUACAUUUGAUGAGGCUAUUACCUUUCCUCAUUAUUUUCAUAGAUCUCCAAGAAGUGUACCUCACAAUCUUAUUACAAUAUCACAUAUAAAUAUUUUCAUGCAUUAAUGAAAGAUGAAAAGUGGUGAUAACAUUCUUUGAUAUUUUAGACAAUGUACUGAUCAACAAAGAAUUGUAACUACCAUAAUCUUCUAGUCAAUGAAUGUUCAGAUUCUGCAUCCUUUGGUGCUGUAUAUUACUCUUUGAAGACAUGUAUAAGAUUCAUUAAUUUUUGUGUGUUAAUAGAGCAUUAUAUUUCAUAUUUGUUAAUUAUUUUAAUGUCCAGAAAAUUGCUUGUAUUAAUUAUUUCUCCUAUCCAGUGCACAAUGUAUACACAAUAUUUGUUUAAUGUUGUCAUACCUAGAAUAUGUACCUCAUUCACAAAAAAAAAACAAAAACAGGUGAGCUGAGAACUAAUGAGGAUCUGUGCCUGAGGUUAAAACAAAGUCAAGAAAUGUGUGUUGUACAUUUUGUGUCUGUUGUUACCAUAUUUCAAAUGUAAAAGGAACACUUUUACCAUCAGAAAUGGGUUCACAUUCAGAUUUUACUGGCCUAUAUAUAUACUAUGUUCCAGCUAUGUUCUUCAAUAAACUUCUCUGAUGUGUAAUUGAGGUUAAGUAUUGAAGAUAUAAAGUGAUUCCUUAGGGAGUACAAUGGCCAUAUGGAGUCAUCCGUCCUUGUGAAGGAGUAAGCAGCUUCUUUGAGCAGAAUUUAGUUUUCUUUGAAAGAGACAUCUGAAAGGAUAACUUCAGAACCAAUAUUACAAUCAAAAUUCUUGAUGGCAAGUGUACAUAAUAAUUUUUUUCUCUUAUUACAGAUUAUAAAUCUGUUUUAAUGUAUUUUAUAUCUUCCUUCCAGUUUCCAUGUUGUCAUAUUUAACAAUUUAUACUUUCAAUUUUCCGUGUAUAAGUGACAACUGGAAUAUUUUAGUUAUUUUGAAUGAAGAUCUCAAGAUGUUGACUUUCUAGAACUAUGACUUGAUCAUGAUAUAGAGUGAAAAAGUAGACUUAAAUAACACUUAUCUUUUUUAAAUGAAGAUGUUAUUCUCUGUGAAAUUGUAUAUGUUAAUUAAGUUUAUAAUAUAUGCUUCCUUAUUUCCAUUUUAACCCAUUUCUGGCAGUGAAAAUGUAUGUUACUUUUCAGAUAUAUUACCAAAGAUUGAAUGUAAGAGUUGAACAAAACAAGACACAUAUAUAUAUAAUAAAAUAUUUAAAGAUUUUCAAUACUGGAGUGUUUAAAUAUUUCAAUAUUUGGAAGGCACUAGAUAAGUUUUCAGCCUAAACAAAUUUCCAAAUGUAGAGUGCUGUGACAAAUACAAACAUUCCUCUACAUUAUUAAUUCAAAGAUUGAAGUCAUUUGAUUCACAGAUCAUGGAAUAAUAGAGUGCUAAUUGUAGUGAUCUCUAAAUAGUCAUUGAACUGACUUUUCCCCCCCCUUCCCCUUUUUUUCUUUUUCUUUUGCUUACCCUGUAACUUGUGAAACAAUGUCCCAAGACCUUUUGUUGUUGAACAUGAGGAGUAAUUUUCCUUGAACGUGCUAAGUCAGUCUUAUGUCAAGUCAAAUCUGUUAUUGACUCUUAUCCCUAUCAAGUUGGAGUUCAACGCCAUUAGUAUCUGGGGUUCCGAGACAGUCUCCCAUCCGAGAAUCCACAGUGACCCAAGCUACUUAAUUUCUGUGACAUAACAAGGGUUGGUUAAGGAGUUUUGCUACUGGCGCAGGCAAGUUAGUCUGUACAAGAGUAAUAAUACACCAUGAUAGAACGUAAAAUACUAGCCUAAGCAGUUUAAAUGAGAUUGAUAAUCAAAGUUGAUCCUUACUGUGGUAGACCUGUUGACUUUGGAGGACUGAAGGAACAUUUUUUCAAAAACUUGUAGUCACAAUAGGAAUCUUAUCCUAAGUUCUAAUUGUGUUGAAGCUCAGGGGCCCUUUGUGAUGUGGGGUAAAUUUGGCAAGAAAGAAAUGUUUAAAUAUAAAAGUUCUUUAAAAUAAAGAUUUCAUUUAUGUUAACAUUUUUAUUCUAAUUGUUUUUAUUUGACUAAUUGAUAAAUAAAGCAGAAUUUAUUCAAUUACAAUAUUGUAAUUAUAUACCUUCAAUUUUGA
This is a messenger RNA of Gryllus bimaculatus (two-spotted cricket), 4496 nucleotides long. The record is from the annotation of a GenBank genome assembly. NCBI's taxonomy places the organism in Eukaryota, Metazoa, Arthropoda, Insecta, Orthoptera, Gryllidae.